AUGCAGGCUGGACUGGGCGUAAUCCACACCUAUACCUAUCGGUACUUGCCUCCACACAAAUCCAGAGCCGCCUACAGGGAGAGUGAUAAACGACCGGAAGUGGUGGCGUAUGUUAAAAAUGACAACCACGCAGGUGAUAUCGUCAACGAUGAGAAAUCGGCUUAUCUUCACGGCGCUCGGUUUUGGAUGGUCAGCAUUCUUAACGGGGUCAUGUUGUUCUUGGUUCAAACGGAAAUUUCGAUCGUCACAACUUCCCUUGUUGCCAUUGCAGAAGAUCUUGGGCGGCUUGAUAUCUCAAGCUGGAUCCUGUCGAGCUAUCUACUGGGAUAUGGGCUGGGCGGAGGCGGAAACUAUGCCCUAAGCACGAUUAUGAUUGUGGAAAUGGUUCCUCCCCACAAGUAUGGCACACAAGUCGCAUAUACAGGCAUAGCCAUCAUCUUGGCGACGGUCCUAGGUCCGAUUAUUGGGGGUGCAAUCAGCUCUAACACUAGUUGGCGUUACAUAUUUAUCUUCAACGUUCCCGUUGGUGCCGUUGGGUUUGCUCUCGCAUGGGCUGGCAUUCCAAACGGGUUUCCCCGCCAGCACUACUCCGCCAAACUUCCAAAGCUGAAUGAGGUGAUGUCCAGGCUUGACUUCCCCGGAAGCGGUUUACUACUGCUCGCCACCACCUCAUUCACUGCAAGCUUCCAGGAAGCCGGCUCGCAGUUCUCAUGGGAUUCAGCUUAUGUCAUAACGCUCCUGGUUGCUUCGGUUAUCCUGUGGCUGUCAUUGCUUCUAUGGGAACGUCAUGUCACAAUUGGUACGAAGCCCAGGGAACCUGUUCUCCCAUGGCGUUUCGUUCGGAGCCGAACAAUGGGGGGCAUCCUAAUCGGCGUCGUGCUUUUGGGAGGCCCCUUGACUGUGCCAACAUUCCAGCUUCCUCAAAGAUUCCAGCUUAUCAAUGGGCUAUCUCCCCUUGACGCCGGUGUGCGCCUCAUUCCUUUUGGUGGUGCGGUACCCCUCGGAACCAUCGCGAGUGUACAGAUCGCUGGUAAAAUGCGAGUACCGGCAAUAUUCCUUUUAAUGGCCGGUGCGCUGUUCCAAGUUGUCGGUUUUGCCCUUCUCGGCACUUUGAACCCGUCUGCUCAGGUCCCUGCUUCUGUUUAUGGCUACCAAGUGAUAGCUGGAGUCGGAUGUGGGAUUUGCUUCCAGAUGCUGUUUCUUGCAAUUCCUUUCACAGCCGAAAAGCGUGAUCAAGCUGUUGGCUUGGGACUUGCCACCCAAUCUAGAGCCAUGGGAAGUGCCAUCUUUGUUGCCAUUGUCACGGCCGUAUUUAAUGGAUACGUGAUGUAUCAACUAGCUCAAGUCGGAGUUGGUGACUUGGACAGUAUAUCUGGACUGGGAUCUCAGGGCCACCAGCCCCUGGAGGCCUCCCUGCAGGAUGCUGUGAGGAGGAUCUUAUCGGAAGGAUACAAUCGCCAAAUGCUUGUUCUCAGUGCUAGCGGAGCGGCUCAGUUCCUGACAGCUUUCCUCCUCUGGCAUAAAAAUCAAAUUCGUGUAGCGUGAGAGCCCGGAGAGAACCGCUCGUUAGAAAAUCUCUGUAUAUUGGUAUAUUUACUCUAGACCAACUACGCUUUAGGCCCCACCAGGUUCUAUACAUCUCGCCUACUUGCAAUCUAGAUAAGAGCAAGCUUGUUGUGAAUCCCUUCCUUAGGACUUUUAGAUACAGUAUCAUAAGAAGGGAGCUUUAAAUCAUACAUUUGAUUAUACUCUUCCAAUUGUGCGUUCGAUGGCUCUUACUGUGUCUUGAACCUUCUCACCGCAGCUGGCACCUGGUAUGUCAUGACCUAAUUCAUGAACCACGACUUCUCUUACGGUGGGCUCAAAGAGGUCCGCGAUUCUCUGCGAUGCACAAUUGGCGACUUUGUCUCGUGAAGACCAUAUAUGGGCGGUUGGAAUAGUCACCAGGACUCGGUCUGUCUCAGGAUCUAGCAGUCUGAGGUUACUUGGGCUGG
This is a messenger RNA of Xylaria bambusicola, 1994 nucleotides long. Its product is annotated as putative efflux pump antibiotic resistance protein. Gene Ontology annotation, molecular function: transmembrane transporter activity. Lineage: Eukaryota; Fungi; Ascomycota; Sordariomycetes; Xylariales; Xylariaceae. The coding region runs from base 1 to 1545 and encodes 514 amino acids. The record is from RefSeq and is a predicted model, not a curated record. The transcript has 5 exons. Gene Ontology annotation, biological process: transmembrane transport.